Sinocyclocheilus grahami is the source of this 1525-nucleotide messenger RNA. Its product is annotated as E3 ubiquitin-protein ligase MARCH3-like. The transcript has 5 exons. The record is from RefSeq and is a predicted model, not a curated record. The coding region runs from base 118 to 843 and encodes 241 amino acids. Lineage: Eukaryota; Metazoa; Chordata; Actinopteri; Cypriniformes; Cyprinidae. Gene Ontology annotation, biological process: protein ubiquitination. Gene Ontology annotation, molecular function: zinc ion binding; ubiquitin-protein transferase activity.
GAGAAGGUCUUCGUGUCUUUAAGCUUCCAGAGCCUGUGUUAUGGAAAGUUUGGAUGGAGAACAUGGUCUGUCUGAUGCUUGCACUUUCAGGUAUGAACAGCCUCAUGUAUAGCAGUCAUGCUCUGUGAGGAGUCAUCAGCUGGACCCAGUGCUGGUCCGGAUUCUGUGGUUCUGGUGAAACCGGAUGCUGAGACCUCCACGGAUCCUGUACAGGAGGCCAUUCACAGUAGCACUUAUGUUUCUUCUGUGAUCCCUGUACACGGCGGCAUCAGUCUGAACGCUGACGAGCCGUUCUGUCGUAUCUGUCACGAAGGCAGCGGCGCGGGUGAUCUGUUAUCUCCCUGUGAGUGUGCCGGCUCUCUGGCGAUGGUGCACCGUGUUUGUCUGGAGCGCUGGCUCACGGCCUCCGGUACCAGCCACUGUGAGCUCUGCCACUUUGAGUUCGCUCUGGAGAGACUUCCCAAACCGCUCACCGAGUGGUUCACCACACCUUCCAUGCAGCAGCAGAGACGGACGCUGUGCGGGGAUGCCAUAUGUUUCCUGUUCAUAACACCCUUAGCGUGUCUGUCAGGUUGGCUGUGUGUGCAGGGAGCCAUGGAUCUGUACUACAGCAACAGCAUGGAGGCCGUGGGACUCAUUGUUCUCACACUGACUCUCUUCACUAUUUACCUCUUCUGGACUGUUGUAUCCCUACGUUACCACAUUCAUCUCUUCAGGAUGUGGAACGAGACAAAUCCCAGCGUCCGGCUACAGAUUCCCCAUCCUGUGAAGUCACACCUGAGACCAAAACAUCUAACAAUGCACUUCUUGUGCAAAUACAAGAAUAAGGAGACCAUGGUAUAGUGCCUGAAACAUCACCAGGAAAAAAACAGCCGGCUACUUCAGAAAAACCCUGAUUUCAUGAUGUCCUGAUUUUGUGUGAAGCCCUGAUUUCGAUUCACUCUUAGAUCUGGAGUGACAUUCUGAUUUGGGACUCACAUGCUGAGCUGAAGCGAUGUCCUAAUUUAGAGUGAAACCCCUUUGAAGUGGAUGGUUUCAUCUUCACUUGUGUUUUUAAAUAAUGGAAGACUUUAAACAAGGAACAUUUCAGUCAGAAAAUGUCAGCAUCUGAAAUGCAUGGAAAUGCAGGAAAAGAACAUGGCUUCAUAAAUAAACCAGAGAAAAAUGGUGUUGAGAUUAUAACGAUUUAUACCUGCAGGUUUUACCUUACAAAACUGCUUCAUAAUUAUUCAACAUAAUAUAUAUCUAGAGGAACAUACAGUGGAUACAGGUAAGACGAUCAUAUAGCUAUAUAGAUCAUUUCAUUACUGUAAAAUGCUUUCCUUCCAUAAAACCGGAAAAACUGAACAUUUAAUCAUCUUUUAAUCAUUUGAUGUUGUAGCUGAAUUGAAAAGCCUAAAACAAAUCCUUUGUACAUCGUGUGCAUUGUAAAUGUCACAUCAGAAAAUCCAACAUGAGAAAAUAUACACAACCAUUUUUGAAAUAAAUUAAUACUUUUUUUCAGCAAGGAGGAGUUAAAUUAAUC